Molecule: messenger RNA, 2214 nt
Organism: Peromyscus californicus insignis
Lineage: Eukaryota; Metazoa; Chordata; Mammalia; Rodentia; Cricetidae
Gene: Adam30
Product: ADAM metallopeptidase domain 30
Exons: 1
Coding region: 1-2214 (737 amino acids)
Biological process (GO): proteolysis; male gonad development
Cellular component (GO): plasma membrane; external side of plasma membrane; sperm head plasma membrane
Molecular function (GO): metalloendopeptidase activity
Source: RefSeq, a predicted model, not a curated record
AUGAGGUCAGUGUGGGCCUCCCUCCCCCAACACCGCUGGCUGCUUCUGGCGAUGCUCUUUCUUGAGGUUGUGGGCGAUGACAUACUAUUUGACCCCAACUGGGGGUUUGACUCGUAUGAAAUCACCGUUCCCAAAGAGCUAAGCUUUAGGAAAGGGGAGCAGGGUGUGGACAGUUCUUUGUCGUACCUCUUACAGAUACAAGGCAAGAAGCACGUCAUUCACCUGUGGCCCAAGAAGUUACUGUUGCCCAGACAUUUGCCCGUUUUCUCCUUCACUCAAGAGGGCCGUUUGGUAGAGGAUUACCCACACGUACCAAACGAGUGCAAUUACAUGGGCUCCGUGGAAGGCUCUCAGGAAUCUGGGACUACUCUGAGUACAUGCAUGGGGGGUCUGCGAGGCAUCUUGAACAUAGACUCCAGUUAUUACCAAAUCGAGCCCCUCGUGGCCUCUUCCAGUUUUGAACACGUUGUGUAUCUCCUAAAUAAGGACGAAUUUAGCAGGCAGAGCUGUGGUGUGGUUGAUGAAGAAACCAAGGAGGAAACCGCCCAGCAAGAGGAAAUGGCUAGAAUAGAUACCUUUCAUCAAUCCUACCAUCACCGAAAGUUCUUGGAACUGGUCAUGGUCUUUAAUUGGGAGAGAUUUGUGUUUUUACAAAAGAAUUUUUCUAGAGUCGUUGAUGAUGCUAUUCUUCUAGCUUCAAUUGUGGAUACCUACUUUCAGGAUGUCGGGUUGAGGAUCCAGCUAAAAGGACUUGAAGUUUGGUCGAAUAAUGACAAAAUUUUUACUCACUUUCCCACUUUGGCCGAAGUGUUAGGUCAGUUCGUACUGUACAAAAGAGUGGCGUUGCAUUUCCGGCUUCCCUCGGACUGGGCACAUCUGUAUCUCGGGAUACGUUAUUCAGAUGCUGUUGCCUGGUCCUGGGGAAGAGCAUGUGAAGAGUACCAUGCUGGAUCGGCAAGCAGCUUACUUGAUGUAAGUAUCCUGGGACCUGCUACUUGGACCGCUCAUGAAGUGGGCCACUGUGUGGGGAUGAGACAUGAUGAGGAGUACUGUCAAUGCAGAGGCAGGAAGAGCUGUGUCAUGGGCACAGGACGCACAGGGUUUAGUAACUGUAGUUACCAGCAGUAUUUUAAACAUGUAGGCUAUAAAAUGUCGCAUUGUCUAUCUGACAUCCCAGGACGAGGCUAUGUGGUUAAGAGGUGUGGAAACAAAAUUGUUGAAGACCAAGAGGAAUGUGACUGCGGUUCCACAGAAGACUGCAAAGAAGACCUGUGCUGUGGGCCAGACUGUAAAUGGAAAGAAGGCGUCAACUGCUCCACUGGGCUGUGUUGUCAUAAGUGUGGCUUUCUUCCAGCAGGCCAUGUGUGCAGGCGGGAGGAGAAUGAAUGUGACCUUGCCGAGUACUGUGACGGGUUCUCGGGCGUCUGUCCAGAUGACGUUUACAAGCAGGAUGGAACUCCCUGCAAACACGAAGGACUUUGUUUCAAUAAGGGAUGCAGGUCCAGGUACAUGCAGUGCCAGGGCAUCUUUGGAACGACUGCCAAGGAGGCUCCUCACCAAUGUUAUGAUGCAGUUAAUAUGAUAGGCGAUCAGUAUGGUAACUGUGGCAUCUUAAAUGCUACUCGAUAUCAAAGGUGUAAUAGGGACAACGCGAUCUGUGGCAGGCUACAGUGUAUGAACGUCAAAGCCAUCUCCAAUUUGCCAGAGCACACUACUAUACUGUCCACCUAUCUGAAGACAGAUAAUCUCCUAUGCUGGGGCACAGGCUAUCAUGGAGCCAUGAUACCCCAUGGGAUACCUGAUGUAGGCGAUGUUAGUGAUGGCACCUCCUGUGGCCAUGACCAGGUGUGUAUUAACAGAACUUGCGUUGAUGUCGUCAACCUGAAGUUUGACUGCUUGCCCUACAAGUGCAAUAGCCGAGGUGUCUGCAACAACAGAAGGAACUGCCACUGCAUGUAUGGCUGGGAACCCCCGUUCUGCGAAGAGGUAGGAUUUGGUGGGAGCGUUGACAGUGGACCUCCUGGACCUAUGGCAGAGGAAGUGCUCCCAUCAUUUCGAGUUAAGUACAUUAUGCUGAUACGUGUUUUUUUAUUCGUCAUCUCGGUGAUCUUUGUGGUUUUUAAGCAGCUGGUUAAAAAUUUGUUUCAUAAAAACCAGCAAAAAGAACCAGAGCAGACUCAAUCUGAAACAGAUGAUGACAUGUCAGAAAUGUAA